UGGUUGGAUGAAUUCUGAAAACUUCAUCUACAUACACGAACGACAAAUUGGGCGCUUUCUCUAAUGGCGCUUAACCUUAUUUUCUUUUUUAAUUAAAUUUUCCACCAAUGACAUUCUUCCCUUUCUUUUCUUUUUUAACACUUCGGUAGCCAUUUUUCUCCUCUCUUCUCUUCACUGCAUCGAAAUAAUCCGUUCAACAUGAGCAACGAGGACAGUUUUUUCACCGACAUUUUUCUAGAUUGGUUUCCCGGCGAAAAUUGCGAUUCUGAUGUCGAACCUAUAACACAAUAUUGUCCGAUCGGACCACCAUCGCCGUCCGAUGAUAAUCACGUGAACUCGACGAGCUCGAUGUCGAGCAGAAGCAAGAAGCGAAACCGAGAAUUAGUUUCCGACGACUUAUUGGAAGCUGAAAGAAAAGGCACCCGGCACCGGAGAACCGGCGAAUCAUCAGCUUCCCGGCAACAACCGAAAACGAGAGAAGAUAAUUUGGAAGAGCUAAUUGCGGUGAAAACUGUAAGGAAAGCCGCUAAAAUUUUAAUGGAUCGAAUCGACCGAAGAGUAAACAAAGUUAAGAUAGCAGAUGCGGAGUUGGUAUACAAGAUGAUGGCCAUGAGAGCCUCUCAUCUCUUACCGCAAGUUUUCGUCUCCUUCGACCGAUUCGAAGCGCAAUCAUUCCGUUCUAAUCUCAAAAAAUUUAAGGAAAAUAUCACGAAAAUACAGAAAGAUUACAAAGGAGACCGAUUAACAGAAGCCGAGGCUAAGCAGAAAUUGCUCGGAGUAGGAAAGGAAAUCGAGCAAUUAGAUCAACACCUUGAGGACUUUGAACAAGUCAAAGAUGUUUGUGGCAUUUGUCCUUGAUAUAAGCAUUAUUCUACAUAUCCAUUGAUGAAAGAAGUUGCUGCUACUGACGAUGAUGGGGGAAGUUUGCCGACUCGUGAAGAAUUACCUUCUUCAUUUAAUGAUUUGAAAAACCAACUUUACGAAAAAGACAACAACAAAGUUUCUGUUAAAGACUUCCAUGGCUUACAACAAGCAUUGGAUAACACUAUUGCCUGGGGAAAACCUCCGGACUACCUCGAACUGUUAGAAUUAAGUGACCCAAAUUCUUAUUUAAAUAAAAUACGAUGGAAAAUAAAAUAAAAGUAAAAUCCAUAUAGAACUAGACUUCUUUUAUUUUAUUUUAGAAUAAGGUUUUUAAACCUUAUUAAACUCCAUCUAUUUUAUAUUGAUUAGGAUAAGGUGUUUCAAUCCUACUAGAAUAUGGCUUUGCAAGCCUAUAAAUAGACAUAGUCUAUUCCUCUUGUAUUUGAGUAAAAAUUUUUCGACAUAGUGAAUUUUCUUCUCCUCUGCCUGUGGUUUUUUUUUCCGAAAGGGUUUCCACGUAAAA
Molecule: messenger RNA, 1387 nt
Organism: Gossypium arboreum
Lineage: Eukaryota; Viridiplantae; Streptophyta; Magnoliopsida; Malvales; Malvaceae
Exons: 5
Coding region: 199-858 (219 amino acids)
Source: RefSeq, a predicted model, not a curated record